AUGAAGGUUGGAGUCUUGCGUUCGAGAGCUUUAGAAAGGAUGCGUCCUUACCUGUGUGAUAAAAUCAUAGCUGAGAGACACUUUGAUUACCUACGUUCAAAGAAAAUACUCACUAGAGAGGACACAGAAGAAAUUUCAUCUCGAUCUUCCAGCAGGAAAAAGACUGGGAAGUUAUUGGACUACUUAGCCGAAAACCCGAAGGGACUGGAUGCUCUGAUUGAAUCUAUCAGGCGAGAAAGAACACAAAACUUCCUCUUACAAAAGAUCACUGACGUAGUGUUGAAAGUCAAAAAUGAAAAACUUGAAGCUCUCAAAGGUCUAAGCUGCAGCACCUGUAUGACCUCACUGUAUGGAGGAACGAAUAAUCUUUCUAGAUCAUACUCUGAUGAAUCUAAUUUUUUUGAUAAAACAAAAGACAAAGAAUCCAGCCAGAUACAUCAUCCAGAAGAAGACUAUAGCACCGCUGCGUUUAUGUCUGCUGUCUCUCUCCAUUCGAUGAAUUUACCGAUCGCGGAGAUGGGAAAUGCGGAGAGCACCGUUUUCUCAGCCACCCUCCCAGGGCCCGGAGACCCCGGCGCACCCCCUCUCCCCGCAGAGCUCCAGUCAGAGCAGCAAGAGCCAUGUACUAGUUCAAGUGACAAUUGCUUUUUGCCUUUAAGAUCGCGCUCUCUUCAACCACAGUGAACGUAGUGACUUUUGUCUGUUCAUCCAAAUGGUACUGAAACUUUGUGUGAUGUCUUAGAAAGGUUAAAAAAUGUUUUCAAGCUGUUAACUAGCAAAAUCAGAGGAAACAAUCUAUGCUAUUUACUGUUUUCAAGGAGU
Molecule: messenger RNA, 822 nt
Organism: Opisthocomus hoazin
Lineage: Eukaryota; Metazoa; Chordata; Aves; Opisthocomiformes; Opisthocomidae
Source: RefSeq, a predicted model, not a curated record